Molecule: messenger RNA, 1513 nt
Organism: Marchantia polymorpha subsp. ruderalis
Lineage: Eukaryota; Viridiplantae; Streptophyta; Marchantiopsida; Marchantiales; Marchantiaceae
Source: the annotation of a GenBank genome assembly
CCAACUUCUCUCAAUGUGGUCGCCGCUUCACCGAUAAAACGUUCGGGCGCUGUGCAACUCAAGGAGUUGUCCGAGGGCUCUGGUGCAAGCAAGGGGGGAGGACAACGCGACCGAGGCCGGGUGCUGGAGCUGGGCAUGUCGGAAGGUCGUCUCGAGCAGAAGCUUGGUGCAUUGAGUGCUGCGGCAGUAAGUCUGUUUUCAAAGUUUUAUCGAGGCAGUCGAGUCGACAAGGGUGCCUCUGUUAAGAUCCAUCGAAAAUUGAGCACCAAGAUGCGGAUAUUCGUGAAAAGGGGUUUAGUCACCGCCGGCGCUGGUUUAGUCGCCGCCGGCAUUAGUGUAGUGGCAGCACCAGUGGUUGUUCCGGCCGUCGUGACAUCUCUUGGAUUCACGAGUACGGGUAUCGCCGGAGGGAGCUGGGCAGCGGGGUUCAUGGCCUCGUAUGGAGGACUAGUGGGUGCAGGUAGUACCUGCGCUAUUCUCCAGAGUAUUGGAGCGACGGGCGCUUUGGCAGGGUCUGGUGUGAUGGCCGUAGCGGGAGCAGCUACGACUGCAUUGGGAGCAGCAGCGACUGCAUUGGGAGUGGCCGUCGGUAAGGCCGGCGUCGAGGAAUCAGCGGAUGCGGAAACGGCUGCCGAGAACAGUUGCCUCACACCUGCGGAGGCCCUCGGUAAGGCCGGCGUCGAGGAAUCUGUAGAUGCGGAAACGGCCGCCGAGAACAAUUGCCUCACACCUGCCGUGGACGACUGACAAGACGACCGUGCGAGCGUCUCUUAUUGCUUCAUUGCUUCUAAACGUAGUUUUCUUGAGAGAGAAUCUUGAAAACUGCUGAAUACGGACAAGAGUUUGCGAGUUAGCAGCGUCUCACAUGCCCUUCCAGACUUGACACGGCCAUGAACGACUGUAAAUCCUCCAUAAGGUUCUGCGCUGAGAUGUCGUCUCCUUAAAGAUUCUUAGAAUUUGGAAAUACAUUUUGCUUGAAGAUAAUGGCUUGAAAUGUCUUACAUCACAUUCAAUUGUCCAGCUGAUGUUUCUAUCGUUCACAUUUAUCGGUAUUAUGCGACGAUCAAAAUAAUGAUGUUGAGACGCUAAAAUCAAGUUUUGACAGGACUAAUGUCAAACUGAGUAUAGACGUAUUGGUUCAACUUUGUUCUUCUUAUAUCUCACACGCUGAUUAAAUCAUAUGUCUAAAGACUUAUGAUUCAAGACUGGACCCGCACACCAAAUUGUAGAGACUACUCCCAAGCGUCACAUAGUCAACGUGCAUGCAUCCACUCCGGCAGAAGGAAGGAGAAGAAGGAGCCAGGUAAGAAAAUCACAGAAGGAGCCACCCCACUUGUGGGUGUCGCAGAGGAUCUUCUUGAGUCAGAGGUCACAUAUUCCGAUGCCACUAAUUUAGGGUCAGGCAUGCCCUUCCAGAUGAUGUUGAGACGCUACAUUCAAGUUUUGACAGGACUCAUAUCAAACUGAGGAUAGACGUAUCGGUUAAACUUUGUUCUUCUUAUAUCUUACACGC